UUCAAUGCACUCGGGUAUACAUAUGGAUUAUGUAUCAAUCAAAUACUAAUGAUAAUUAUACAAUAAUACACCUAAUAUUCUUCUUUCCAUAAAAUGUGCUGAAUUGUGAUGUCAUACAUUAUUAAAGACCAAGGACAGGUAGCUGACAUGGGCAAACACUCAAAUAUUUAGUAUCCUCUUUAAGUUACAUAAGGGUUUGCAACUGUGGCAUGUAUGGGCUGAGAGUAAUACUGAUAAUAAUAAUAAGUCCUCUAGAGGACAAAACUGAAUUGCUGGGUCUCAGGAGGUUAAAGAUAAAUUGUGUAAUUUAUCCACCACUAACGUAAACAGAAUUGCCAAAAAAAAAAAAAAAAGUUUUCAAAAACGUUUCAAGCACUCCCAUUUGUUUACAAACAAGAAAAAAACUCCCAUUUGUUUACAAACAAGUUUCAGAUGCUCAAAAUUGUUUACAAACAUGCUAUAAUGCUCAAUGUUUACAAACAAGUUUGAACACUUCCAUUUGUUUACAAGCAUGCAAAUGCUUCAAAUUGUUUAAAAACAAGUUUCAAGCACUCCAAUUAGUUUUCAAACAAUUUACAAACAAGGUUUGUAAAAAAAAAAAAAGAAAAAUGUUUAAAUACUUCCAUUUGUUUACAAACACACUUCAAACACCCCAAAUUGUAUACAAACAAGUUUCAAGCACUUCCAAUUUUUACAAGCAUGCUUCAAACUCUUCCAUUUUUUUUACAAACAUGCUUCAAACAAUCAAAAUGUUUACAAAUAAGUUUCAAGUAAUUACAUUUGUUUGCAAACAUGCUUCAAACACUCAAAAUGCUUACAAACAAGUUUAAAUAUUUACAUUUGUUUACAAACACGCUUCAAACAAUCCAGAUUGUUAACAAACAAGUUUUAAACACUCCAAUUUGUUUACAAAUGCACUUUAAACACAUAAAAUUAUAUACAAACAAGUUUCCUGCACUCCAAUUUGUUUACAAAUGCACUUUAAACUCAUAAAAUUGUAUACAAACAAGAUUCAUGCAAUCCAAUUUGUUUACAAAUAAGUUUCAAACACUUCAUCUAUAUUUACAGACAAAAGUGUACUAAUUGACCUUCAAGUGUAAAGACGUGAACCACAUUCAUUUUUGCCUCUUUAUCUUGUUUGUAGAGACAGGUGUGCUUUCAUCUGGUUGCAGUUACAGUAGAUUUCUAAGAGUCAUGGUGGGGACUUUCCAUUGACUUCUAUUGUUUUAACACUUAGCUAAUUUUAUUUUCUGUCCCAUAACCACUUCUGGCCCUAAAUGUAACCAUAACAUAAACCUUUCUUCAUUUUUAAACAUUUUAGUAUGUUUAUAGAGCUGUUUACAUCAUGUCUCAAACAGUCCUACUUUUUCACACCAGGGCAGCUUUAUCAUUGUAGUUUAUGUCACUAGAGAGAUCGACACAAUCCCACAAUGAUGUCCAUGUUAAUACAUUUUUAUUGUCCAGGUAUUUUACUCAGAGAUGAGGAAUAAUCCCCCGGCCAGCACUGCUGUCAUCCUGGAAGUGCCAUUGAGUCUGGAAAUGCUCACAACUGGGCAGUUUGAUGGACAAGCAAACUUUGACGUGGUGAUAGGGAACCUUAAGGUGGCCACGCUGUACCGUGUUAGUGUGGGGGCAUACGGCUGGGCAGGGGAGGGCAGACCCAGUAUGCCCAGGGACAUCAGCACUGCCUCUCACGAGAAGUGCAUGACUCCUUCACCCCCUACCCAGCCUAACGUGGCCGCUGUGUCAGACACAGAACUGGCGUUGUCAUGGCAACACGGCGAGAGUGAAGGAAGUGCACCUGUGCAAUACUUCCUGGUGGCGUAUAUCAGGCCAGAGAUGGACACAGAGUGGACGUACAUCAGAGAACCAGUGGAGGCGAAUUCGAUGGUGCUCAAAGGUCUGAUGCCUGAUACUGAGUACCAGUUUGUCAUCAGAGCUGUAAAUGUGCACGGAAUCAGCCCUCCCAGUCCCAUUAACAACCCUGUGCGCACACUCGGUCCUUUGGAUAUGGGCAGUGGAGACUAUGAUAUCUACAUCUCAAACUCUAACACUAAAGACGAGGAUGGCUUUGAAAUCGAUGACUCAGAUUAUGACAUCUUCAUUGAGGAGAUGAAGUCAUUUCCUGACGGUAAGGAAAGUGACAGACGGUCUCAGCUCCGGUCUCGCAUCGGGACUCCUGGUAACGGAAAUGUUAUUUACAGGAUGCGUACACCUGCUUCCAGAAAUAUCAGCUUCACUACAACAACAACAGCAGCAGCGUGGACCACAUCAACAACACCUAUAACCACGACAACGGUCACUAGCUCCACCUCCACUACAAUGACCAUGCCUAUAAUGCGGACAAGCCCCGCCCGUACUACUACAGUCACUUCUCCUUUAAUGCCAUCUCCAAGUGUGUCAGUGACGCCAUGGAAAGGGGAAAGACCACGGGUCUAUGAUAUGUCAUGUGACGAGACCGUUUGCCCUGCUGACAGCUUCUGCAUUAACGAUUAUGAUAAUGGUGGCUCUCGAUGCCACUGCAACCUCGGUCGGCAAGGAGACUUCUGCACAGAAGGUCUGACGAUAAAUUUUCCAAAGUUCUACGGCUACUCUCACAUGACAUUUGAGCCCCUUAAGAACUCCUACCAGAGUUUCCAGAUCAGCCUGGAGUUUAAGGCAGAGGCGGAGGAUGGAUUACUGUUAUACUGUGGAGAGAAUGAACACGGUAGAGGAGAUUUCACCUCCCUGGCUCUUGUACGGAGAAAACUACACUACAGGUUUAACUGCGGUACGGGGGCGGCACAGAUUGUGAGUGACAGCUCCAUUGUGAUUGGUCAGUGGCACACUGUCACAAUAUUUAGAGACGGAAUGAAUGGUUGGCUACGAAUAGACAACGACACUCCUGUAUCAGGGCGUUCUCAGGGCCAGUACACUAAAAUAACAUUCCGCACGCCUUUAUUCUUGGGUGGAGCUCCAAAUGCCUAUUGGUUGGUGAGGGCAGUGGGGACCAAUCGCGGCUUUACUGGGUGUGUCCAGAGUCUGACCGUCAACAGUAAAGCCAUUGACCUCCGACCCUGGCCUAAAGGAAAUGCACUGAGCGGCGCAGACAUUGGCGAGUGCAGUAACAGUGUUUGCGAGCAGGUCACAUGUGCCAAUGGAGGAAUCUGCUUUGCCAAUCGGGCGGAUGGAUUCAUCUGCCUGUGUCCUCUGGGCUAUAAGGGUGUCCUCUGUGAGGAAAGUUUUCUGUUGUCUCUACCGCAGUUUAAUGAAAGCAUGUAUUCUUACGCCAGUGCCCCCUGGCCUCAGCCCUCCCAUAACUACCUCUCCUUCAUGGAGUUUGAGAUUACCUUCCAGCCCACCAAUCCCGACGGCACGCUGCUCUACACCGAUGACGCAGCCAGUCGCGACUUCCUGUCAAUCAACCUGGUGGGCGGAUAUGUGGAGUUUCGAUUCGACUGCGGCUCUGGUGCCACAGUUAUCAGGAGUGAUGAAGCUGUCAAUAUGGAUACAUGGCAUGAGUUACGUGUGUCUCGUACAGCAAAAAAUGGCAUUCUGCAGGUUGACAACCAGAGGCCAGUGGAAGGCAUGGCAGAGGGAGCAUUCACACAGAUAAAGUGUAGUUCUCCUCUCUACAUCGGAGGUGUUCCUAAUUAUGAUAUUACUAAGACUAGCGCUGGCGUCCUGACACCCUUCAGUGGAACUGUACAGAAGAUUUCACUGAAUGACCGCACUAUAGAGCUGAAUCCAGGUCAGGCGUUCGGGGUGAACGUGUUAAACGCAGCUCACCCAUGUGUGCAGAACCCAUGUGCCAAUGGAGGAACAUGCAGACCGAAAUGGGACGGCUACGACUGUGACUGCGCACUGGGGUAUGAUGGGAAGCACUGUCAAAAAGAGUGUGGGAAUUACUGCUUAAACACUGUCACUGAAUCUAUAGAGAUUCCUCAGUUCACUGGACGCAGCUAUCUGACAUAUGACAACAGAGAUAUUCUCAAAAGGGUAUCGGGGUCCAGGACAAACAUGUUCAUGCGUUUUAAGAGCACGUCCAAUGAUGGUCUUUUACUAUGGCGAGGGGAAAGUCCAAUGAGAGCCAACAGUGACUACCUGUCUCUGGGCCUUCAAGAUGGAGCGCUCAUUUUCAGUUAUAAUCUUGGUAGUGGAGCUGCCAGUGUGGUCCUAAAUGGAACCUUUAGUGACGGCAGGUGGCACAGAGUAAAAGCUGUCAGGGAUGGACAGUCUGGUAAACUCACCGUUGAUGAUUAUGGAGCUAAAACAGCCAGAUCUCCUGGGAAAAUGAGACAGUUAAACAUUAACGGAGACCUUUACAUCGGUGGGAUGAAGGAGAUCGCGCUGCACACAAACAGGCAGUACAUGCGUGGUUUAGUGGGAUGCAUUUCACAUUUCACUCUUGCCACAGACUACCAUCUGUCUUUGGUGGAUGAUGCAGCUGAUGGCAAAAAUAUCAACACCUGCACCAACUGAACACCUGCGAGAACGAAAACAUCAGCAACAGAUGGCAACGAAUUCACCUCGAAUUGACCACUGCAGCCAAAAUCCUUGAUGAACAUUAACCCGUUAAAAAGAAAGGGAUACCAUCAAUAAAUGCAUCUACUGUACAAAACAGCUACUUUUAAAAACAUUAAAACCGGUUCCAAAACCAGCUACAAUUAGAAAAAAGAAAAACACUAGCAUCUGCAAUAACAGUAAAGCAGUCAUAGCUGAGACUAUUUUUUUUUUUUAGCCUCAGCCUUGUCAGUAAAUAGCCCAAAUGCCAAAUCGUUUGCAGAACCAACUCAGAGGGUACUGAGGCUGGUCAAGCUUACAGUAUAAUUCUCAUUACAAGUAAGACAAGGAGACUUAGAACUAACUUUAGGACUCAUUUUGAAGCAUACAAAAACAUAGAUUAAAAACCACACCCUGGCUCCAUAUCAGUCAGGCUGGUCCUCAUACUGGUCUCUUUAGGAAGGCAGUGUUGAGGGGCAACUGUAUUAAUGUUUCUUUUGUUUUUAAUUUUGUAUAUUUAUAUCAGUAUUUAGACACAUUUAUAGAUUAAAAUGAUUUCUGAUGAAUAGAGGCUUCAGACGAGAAGACAAGUUUUCUUGUCAUGGGCAGCCCAUCAAGCUGUCAAUACACAGUACUGUCAUUGCAUAGGUUGUUUGUUUUAGAAAAUGUAGUAAAUGUCUCUCUCUGUUGAAGUAAUCUUUGCACUGUGAGGUUUUUAGGCUGCUAUAGUAGUGGAAGGACAAAGUGAUGUGUUUUUUUAUUAUUAAUCAGAGGUUGCUAUUUAAUGUCUCUGCCUCUCUUUUCCUUCUAGCUACAAACUUUUAUGAACCCCAAAGACUUUUUUAGCUACUGUAGCUCUUUGUUUUUAUUGUUGUUUAGCUCUUAAUUUAUUACGUUGCAUGUACGACAUGGAUGUCUGCAAAAAUAUAUCUCUUAAUUGUUCUGCCUUGAUGUUUAAAAAGCCUAUCAUUUUGCCAUCAAAAUGUGACUUACUGAUUUUAUUCAUGAAAUAAAAAGAA
This is a messenger RNA of Myxocyprinus asiaticus (Chinese sucker), 5501 nucleotides long. Its product is annotated as pikachurin-like. Gene Ontology annotation, molecular function: calcium ion binding; protein binding. The record is from RefSeq and is a predicted model, not a curated record. The coding region runs from base 1480 to 4461 and encodes 993 amino acids. The transcript has 22 exons. Lineage: Eukaryota; Metazoa; Chordata; Actinopteri; Cypriniformes; Catostomidae.